Molecule: messenger RNA, 1508 nt
Organism: Labeo rohita (rohu)
Lineage: Eukaryota; Metazoa; Chordata; Actinopteri; Cypriniformes; Cyprinidae
Gene: casp8l1
Product: caspase 8, apoptosis-related cysteine peptidase, like 1
Exons: 6
Coding region: 173-1162 (329 amino acids)
Biological process (GO): proteolysis; negative regulation of extrinsic apoptotic signaling pathway via death domain receptors
Molecular function (GO): cysteine-type endopeptidase activity
Source: RefSeq, a predicted model, not a curated record
UCUCAGAGCGUGAGGAUCCUGUCUGCCUAUCGGUCUCUCUCGCUCUCUCUCCCCGCAAUACACUCGGUCAACUGGCUUAAAUAUCCGUGUCCACAGACGCGACAACAUCUGUACAUUUUCUUCCAGACUGGUCUGCAUUGUGUCUUCAGGCAUUGUAGGUCUUUUGGCUGAGAUGGGUAAAACUGGUACUGGCAGCAACAAAAGUCAGGGUAACCAGAAUGAGCAGAAGAAGCUCCAAGCAUCAGAUGGAUCAAAGAGAAAGAAGACUGUAAAGAGGAAUUCACAAGCAAACAAAGAAAACAUUCCUGAAUAUGUUCCAAGGACAAAUGGACCUAAAAGAAAGCGGGAACCCCUUCAACCCACCAGCAAUAUUUCUGAUCAUUACCCAAAAAAGAAACGAGUGGUGUCAACACAGAGGGAAUGUUAUUCCAUGUCAAAAAGGCCUCUCGGACAUUGUUUGAUCAUCAACAACUUUAACUUUGAGGGAACGUCACUUGGAAACCGGAGAGGGACAGACAAAGAUAAAGAUGAUCUCACCAGAGUGUUUCAAAACAUGUUUUUCAAAGUUGAGGUGCGGGAUGAUUUGCAAGCGUCAGAUAUGCUAACUGUGAUAAAGGAGUUUGCAGAGAGGGAUCACUCUCAGAUGGAUGCUUUUGUCUGCUGCAUCCUGUCCCAUGGAAAGAAAGGCUCUGUUCUGGGAACAGAUGGAAUACCAGUUCCGAUCAGUGAACUCACACAGCUUUUUGCUGAAUGCCGCACGCUAGUUAAAAAGCCCAAGAUUUUUUUCAUUCAAGCCUGUCAGGACAACGAGGCCCAGCAAGGUGUGCUGAUAGCAGAUGGACUAGUGAAAACUACAGAAGAAGGAACAUUUGAGCAGGGUUCUCAUACUGCAGCAUCGCACAGUGUCCAUAAAGACGCUGAUUUCCUCAUUGGAAUAGCAACAGUUGAGUCUUACAAAUCUUUCCGGCACGUAAAAGAUGGGUCCAUCUUCAUUCAGGAGCUCUGCAAACAGCUGGAAAGUGGCUGUCGAAGGAAAGAGGACAUUCACUCCAUUUUAACAAAGGUGAAUAAUAUAGUGAGCUCCAAAAUUCUUCAGGGUAGCAAGCAGAUGCCUGAGGUGCGGUACACUCUAACCAAAACACUGGUCCUGCCCAUGCAGUGAGGCUUCUGAUUGGCUGCGGCAUGACAAUCUGGCAUCCAUCUAUCUAUCCCUCCCUCCCUCACUUCUAGGGAUGGCGAAAACUAAAAAAUUUCUUGACCGACCACCGAGCCUCAUUAGCCGGUUGAACCCGGUUAACCGAUUAGUUUAAAAUAUGGUACGCUAUUUGAAAUAACAGCCAUUUCGAGCCGCGCCUGCAAUUUCGCAACUCUGUCGCAUCUCUCUGCCGCUCUGCCUCCCGCACACACACACUGCCACUCACGUCACUUUUUUAAAAUCCCCUACAGCGCGAAACAUGAGUCCCGCAAACGCGGCGCCGAAGCGCUUGUUGUAUGUAAUCGUAGGACAA